Acipenser ruthenus (sterlet) is the source of this 5439-nucleotide messenger RNA. RefSeq names its product zinc finger protein 300-like. The transcript is spliced from 7 exons. The record is from RefSeq and is a predicted model, not a curated record. Gene Ontology annotation, biological process: regulation of transcription by RNA polymerase II. Gene Ontology annotation, molecular function: RNA polymerase II cis-regulatory region sequence-specific DNA binding; DNA-binding transcription factor activity. The coding region runs from base 493 to 2877 and encodes 794 amino acids. Lineage: Eukaryota; Metazoa; Chordata; Actinopteri; Acipenseriformes; Acipenseridae.
UUACUUUUACUGCAGACGCGCCUGUUUGUUUGGAACCGCCUAGCAACAAUCACCUCGAAUGUGACGUCACAGUAACGUAAACAAUGACCCGAACACUCGCAGCACGAGCAGCAGCUUUGGAAUACAAACCUUAUUGCGCACGCGCACUAUGAAGCAGAGGGACGAAACCGGCGCCGUUUCAAAUCCAUAGCAGGACAUUGCAAUGUAAAACACAAUACAGCAAGAGCCAACAUGGUGAACACUGGUGUCCAGAGACUUUCUGCAGCCAAUAAUAUGCGAAGAUUACAACCAGACACGCCCACUACUGUGGACGCUUUUAUUUCGUUCCAGGAAAUUGAAACGUUUGUUUUGUUUCUGCUGGAGAGAGAGGAAACUGUAGCCGCUGCUGAUUUCACAGUAUUUUAUCAUCUGGAACCGGAAUUCUUAAACAAAUAAUACAUUAAAAUCAAACAGGAUUCCGCUACUCGAGUCUCAAGCUAACAGUCAGUGAAGAUGGACGUCAGUGUCUCCGUGUCGUUCUUUCAAGACGAGCUCGCCUCUACCAUCGAGCACGCAGUGAAAGCGGCUGUAGACACCGUCUUGUGCCAAAUCACAAAAGUUGUCGGCGGCAAAUUCACCGAAUUCCGAAUGGAAAUGGCUGGAAAGGAGAAAGAUAAUGAAAGUCUGAAGCUGAGAUUGGAAAUAUCAGAGAGCGAGUUGAAAGCAGUGCGGGAAUGCAUGAACGCUGCAGAUGCAGACAUUAAACAAGCUCUCAGAAACAUGAACCCCGACUGCAAUGAACAAGACUUUCAGAGGAACGAGAACCAGGGAUUAUUUCAAGAUCCAAAAGAGAGCUGUGCUAUGCAUAGAUCUAAAGCAUAUGAAGGGUCAAGGAUAGAAGCAGUUUACACACAAGAUGAGUCCUUUGACCAGGAGUGGUGUGGAAGUCUAAAGCAGGUUACAGAGAUGACAUUUGUUAAAGAUGAAGAGGUCCCUCGACUGGAAUGUGUUCCUAUUAAAGAGGAAUUCUUAGAACAGGAAUGUCUCCCCAUCGCAGAGGAGGUUCCUACUGAAAAUAAUGGCUGUACACUUGAGGAGAACAACACGCUGGGGUCAAAUCUGUCUGAUGAUUGUCCACCUGAAUAUGAACUGGGAUUUAGAGCUGCUAAAGGAUAUCUCACAGGAGGGAUUCUAUUUCCCUGUGCUGAUUGUGGGAAGAGUUUCAGUCGUUUCUCACAGCUUAAAAUUCACCAGCGUGUUCACACAGGAGAUAAACCUUAUCACUGCAAUGAGUGUGGGAGGAGUUUCACGCAGUUACAAAAUCUUAAAAGACACCAGCGCAGUCACACAGGAGAGAAGCCUUAUCACUGCACCGAGUGCGGGAAGAGAUUCAAUCAGUUAGCACAUCUUCAGUCACACCAGCGCAUUCACACAGGAGUGAAACCUUAUCAGUGCACUGAGUGUGGGAAGAGUUUCACAGUGGUACAAAAUCUUAAAAGACACCAGCGCAGUCACACAAGAGAGAAGCCUUAUCACUGCACUGAGUGUUGGAGGAGAUUCACACAGUUAGGACAUCUUCAGUCACACCAGUGCAUUCACUCAGGACUGUUGGUGCAGGCACCUCAAACUGUGGCACAGAUGCCUUCUGAGCCACAUGCAGCCUGCCCGGGCACGCCCCCCAGCCAAUCCGGACCUCUUGAUCCGCUCACCACCGGGCGAAUCUACCUGCUUAAUUGGUUGCCUAGCAAUGCGUCUCCUGAAACGUCCCAGCUGCACACAUCCAUGCAAGAACCAUCAGUGAAGAUGGACGUCAGCGUCUCCGUGUCGUUCUUUCAAGACGAGCUCGCCUCUACCAUCGAGCACGCAGUGAAAGCGGCUGUAAACACCGUCUUGUGCCAAAUCACAAAAGUUGUCGGCGGCAAAUUCACUGAAUUCCAAAUGGAAAUGGCUGGAAAGGAGAAAGAGAAUGAAAGUCUGAAGCUGAGAUUGGAAAUAUCAGAGAGCGAGUUGAAAGCAGUGCGGGAAUGCAUGAACGCUGCAGAUGCAGACAUUAAACAACCUCUCAGAAACAUGAACCCCGACUGCAAUGAACAAGACUUUCAGAGGAACGAGAACCAGGGAUUAUUUCAAGAUCCAAAAGAGAGCUGUGCUAUGCAUAAAUCUAAAGCCUAUGAAGGGUCAAGGAUAGAAGCAGUUUACACACAAGAGGAGCCCUUUGACCAGGAGUGGUGUGCAAGUCUAAAGCAGGUUACAGAGCUGACAUGUGUUAAAGAUGAAGAGGUCCCUCGACUGGAAUGUGUUCCUAUUAAAGAGGAAUUCAUAGAACAGGAAUGUGUCCCCAUCGCAGAGGAAGUUCCUACUGAAAAUAAUGUCUGUACACUUGAGGAGAACAACAAGCUGGGAUCCAACCUGUAUGAUGGUUGUCCACCUGAAUAUGAACUGGGAUUUAGAGCUGCAAAAAGAAAUUACACAGGAGGGACUCUAUUUCCCUGUGCUGAUUGUGGGAAGAGCUUCAGUCGUUUCUCACAGCUUAAAAUCCACCAGCGUGUUCACACAGGAGAUAAACCUUAUCACUGCAAUGAGUGUGGGCGGUGUUUCACACAGUUACAAAAUCUUAAAAGACACCAGCGCAGUCACACAGGAGAGAAGCCUUAUCAUUGCACGGAGUGUGGGAGGAGUUUCACAGUGUUACAAAAUCUUAAAAGACACCAGCGUGUUCACACAGGAGAGAAACCUUAUCACUGCACUGAGUGUGGGAGCAGUUUUACAGUGUUACAAAAUCUUAAAAGACACCAGCGCAGUCACACAGGAGAGAAGCCUUAUCACUGUGCUACAUGUGAGAAGAGUUUUGCACACUUAAUUUCCUUGAAAACCCACCAGCAGACUCACAAAAAAUGAAUGACUGAAGAGUUUCAGCCACUUAUCAAACCUUAUGCGACACCAUAAAAUUCACACAAGAGUGAAGCCCUACCCUGCACUGGGUAGCAGUGUGGAGUAGUGGUUAGGGCUCUGGACUCUUGACCAGCGAGUCGUGGGUUCAAUCCCAGGUGGGGGACACUGUACCCUUGAGCAAGGUACUUUUACCUAGAUUGCUCCAGUAAAAAUCCAACUGUAUAAAUGGGUAAUUGUAUGUAAAACUAACGUGUAAAGAAUAAUGUAAUUGUGUGUAAAAAUAAUGUGAUAUCUUGUAACAAGUAGUCCUGGAUAAGGGUGUCUGCUAAGAAAUAAAUAAUAAUGAUAACACAGUACACGCUUGCAAGCAAACUGAUAAAUAUAAAUCACCAUAAUCUAAAACAGGAAAAAUAGUAGCAGUCACUAACUUUAGUUGCUAGACUGGGAAAAGCAGCUUUAUUUCUAAAAAGAAAACCUGUCUUGGGUCCCAAUUUUAAAACCAAUUUAUCAAUAUGGUAAUUAAAAGUAAGACGCUCAUCAAUCCAUAUACCUAGAUAUUUCUAAAAAAGAAACUCCAUGUAAUGUAACAAUAACCCAAGUCAGAUUGCUUAUUUUCCUCCUAUUAGAAUAUAAUAGCAUUGUUUUUGUCUUGGAAAAGUCUGUUGUACAAUAUUAAAUGCAGUCUGCCGGUAUCGUCAGCAUGUAAAUGUACAUUAAUAUUACCCAUGUCAUAUCUCAGGUCAUUUAUAUAGAGGAUAAAAAGGAUUGGUCCAAGGAAUGAACCCCUGAGGUACCCCCUGACAUAGAGGUUCAAAGGUGGAAAUAUUCCCAUCAGAUCGUAUUGCUUGUGUUCGAUCUCUUAGCUAAUCCUUGAACCAAUCCACAGCCCUCUCACUAAAUCCUAAACCUGAUGUUUUACACAGAAUUGUAUGAUGAACAGAAUCAAAGUAAUCCAGCAACAAAACACCUAUGAAUUUACCAGUAUCCAGAGCAUAUGAUAUAUCAUUAAACACCUCGAGAACUCCAGUUUGUGUGCUGUGUUUCGAAUGAAAUCCAGGCUGGUGAGCUGCUAUGAUAUUAUUCUGUUCUAAGAAUCUCUUUAGCUGUUGUUUACUAAACUCUCCAAUACUAUGGCAAUAACGAAGUACAGAUAUAGGUGGGUAAUUGUUGGAGUUUGAAGGGUCACCUUUAAAAUAGGGACAACGUGCAGAUUUCCAAAUCGAUGGAAUUGUAUUUGAAAUAAGAGAUUAUGUAGAUCGGCUCAUGGUUGUGCAAUAAUCCAUGCUGCUACCUUUAAAAAUAUGGCUCCAGUCCAUCUGGGCCAGCUCAUUUUUUUCUGAUCUAGACACAGUAAUAGUUUAAGUACCUUGUAUGCUUUAAUAGUAUGAAAAUGAAAGGCUGUAAGCUUUUGCUGUCUUUGUUCAGCUAAAUUAGAAUCAAUGUCUGAUUGAUCCUUGGUUUUAACAGAACCGGACGACAUCUGUAUAAUAGAUCCAUCAAAUACCAAACCAGCCUGUGGCAAAGUGGUUAAAGAAGACAGACAAUUGUAAUCCAGUUGAAAAGGUUUGUUUUGUUUGUUUUUGUCCAGUGCCUGACAGCGAAACAAACAGUAAACAAUAAUGAAGGUAAGUAAUACUGCAGCGUGUAUUACUUCAUUUAUAAUCCCCGGGUUUACCCAGCAAAUAAUAGUCCUGUUUUUAUUAUACACCCACACAAAACACAUGCACAAGUCCGUUAGUGAGUGAAUUAGUGCUAGUGGUGCAAAUAUAGUUAGUGAUACGAGUGUACGGGUUUGUGCUGGCCUCUGGAGACAGCUCCGGAAAGUGUUAGCUGUCUAGUGAAUACAAACAAGCAAACAGACAGAACAAAACAAACACUCGUAGCAGCUGGUUUCGCUGUGAUAUCUGAGUUCAGUAUUGUCUGAUGAUAAUACGUGAAAAACAUUCUCUAGCAUCCAGCACUACAUUUAAAACAAAACCAAGCGAGGAAUAUCUAACUGUUAACAUACAUGUCAAUGUAAGGAGGCAGUGUGGUCCAGUGGUUAAAGUCCAGAGCUUGUAACCAGAAGGUCACCCGUUCAAAUCCCACCUCUGCCACUGACUGACUCACUAUGUGACCCUGAGCAAGUCACUUCACCUCCUUGUGCUCCGUCCUGCGGAUGGGAUGUUAAAUCAGUGUCCUAUUGGAAGUGACUCUGCAUAUAAUGCACAGUUCACAGCCUACCUCUGUAAAGCGCUUUGUGAUGGUGGUCCACUAUGAAAGCGUUAUACAAAACCAAAGAUAUUAAUAAUAUAUCUAUCAAUAAACCAGACAUAUUAUAACAUAUUGUUUGUGUUUGUUUCGCAGUUCCCUUUAAUAAGCUGCAUGUUGGAAUUCUAGGUACUGUACAGCAUUGUGCAGAUAUGCCACUGGAACUGGUUCUGCCAUUUGGUGCUGUUGUGUUUGUUCUUAAUAAAUGCUCAGUUAGUAAAUAUUCUAUAUUUUAUGUUGAAACACCUGUCCAAUUUUGUGGGUUUACUAUUACAAAAACAUUAACUUGAAAAAGAUUGAACAGUAAAAAUGAGGUUU